Penicillium brasilianum is the source of this 1077-nucleotide messenger RNA. NCBI's taxonomy places the organism in Eukaryota, Fungi, Ascomycota, Eurotiomycetes, Eurotiales, Aspergillaceae. The record is from the annotation of a GenBank genome assembly.
AUGUAUUUCUUCAAAUGUACCGUGUCGUGGCUAUCGCUGGCAAGCAUUGCCCUCUCGAUUCCACUUGUGUCUAAACAGCAACAAUGCGGGCUCCACAACAUCGCUAUUCGACGGGAAUGGGGCGAGAUGUUACCCGCAGAGCGAAUUGGGUAUACCAACGCCGUCCUAUGUCUCAUGCAUGCACCGCCUCGGCUUCCAACUGCAAAGUAUCCUGGCGUGCGAAACCGAUUGGAUGAUUUUAUCGCAACCCAUAUCAACUAUACCCUCAACAGUCACUACAGUGGGUUGUUUUUACCGUGGCAUCGGCAGUUCCUCUGGUUAUUUGAGAGAGCUCUUCGGGAUGAGUGCGAGUACAAGGGGUAUCUUGCCUACUGGAACUGGCCACUUUGGUCAAGUAACCUCCACGAAAGUCCCCUCUUCGACGGCACUGAGACCUCUCUUUCCGGCGAUGGUAUAUAUAAUCCGAGUGAGCAAAGUUUAUCAAGUGGCGCUGUGGCUAUAAUCCGCGGUUCCGGCGGAGGCUGUGUCCGGCGCGGACCAUUCAAGGACAUCACCAUCCAUCUUGGACCCUUCCCGCACACUCUCUCCUCUUCAAUAGAUAUCCCCGAUCCGGGGUUCGAUUAUAAUCCCCGCUGUCUAAAUCGGAGCCUCAAUAACUUUGUUUCUUCGCAUUUCACCAGCCAGACACAAGUCACUCGCCUCUUAUCUUCGACGAAUAUCGCGGACUUUCAAAUAGUCAUGGAUCAUUGGCCUGCCGCACCAGAGGGGGUUUUGGGGCUUCAUGGUGGAGGCCAUUUCAGUAUUGGAUCUACGAUGCAGGAUUUAUUUUCUUCGCCGCAGGAUCCAGCAUUUAUGCUUCAUCAUGCCAUGAUUGAUCGGUUGUGGGCAAUUUGGCAGGCGGCGGAUGAAAGCAAGAGGCGGUUUGCAGUCAAUGGGACGAAUCGGAUUUUGAAUCCACCGUGGGCAGACCUUGUUACUUUGGAUAUGGAGAUGGAGUUUGGGGUUCUGGAUAGGAAUCGGUGCGUUGGUGAGGUCAUGAGUCCGGUGAAGGAAGGGUUGUGUUACACCUACACUUGA